GCUUGCCAAAGCCACCUCACAGAGUACAUCUCACAGAGCCUGAUGACAGAGGCGCCAUGAAGGUCUUCCUGAUUCUCUCCUGCCUGGGAGCAGUUGUUGCUGUCCCGGGGGAUGCUGACGACGACAAGAUUGUGGGAGGCUACAAUUGCCCAGUAGGUUCAGUGCCCUACCAGGUGUCCCUGAAUGCUGGGUAUCACUUCUGUGGAGGUUCCCUCAUCAACAACCAAUGGGUUGUGUCAGCUGCUCACUGCUACAAGUCCUAUAUACAGGUGAGGCUGGGAGAGUACAACAUAGAUGUGCAGGAAGACAGUGAAGUGGUCAGGAGUUCUGCAGCAAUCAUUCGCCAUCCUAAGUACAGUUCAAGAAGCCUUGAUAACGACAUUAUGCUGAUCAAGCUGGCAUCCUCGGUGGCCUACAGCGACGACAUUCAAGCCAUAGCUCUGCCCAGCGCCUGUGUUGAGGCGGGCACCGAGUGCCUGAUUUCGGGGUGGGGAAACACAGUGAGCAGUGGCUCCAGUUACCCUGAGAUUGUCCAGUGUCUGCAAGCUCCAGUCCUGAGUGACCAAGCGUGUCAAAAAGCUUACCCGGGCCAGAUCUCCAGCAACAUGGUGUGUGUAGGAUUCCUGGAGGGUGGGAAAGACUCAUGCCAGGGUGACUCGGGUGGCCCAGUUGUGUGCGACGGGGCACUCCAGGGGAUCGUGUCAUGGGGAAUUGGGUGUGCUCUGAAAGGCUACCCCGGCGUCUACACCAAGGUCUGCAAUUAUGUCAGCUGGAUCCAAGAAACCAUUGCAGCCUACCGCAAGAUCCUGGGAAGGGGAAAGCUGCAGAGACCCUGGGCUGGCAAAGAUAAGGCUCUCCAGGAGUAUAAAGCGGUGCGCUUGCCAAAGCCACCUCACAGAGUACAUCUCACAGAGCCUGAUGACAGAGGCGCCAUGAAGGUCUUCCUGAUUCUCUCCUGCCUGGGAGCAGUUGUUGCUGUCCCGGGGGAUGCUGACGACGACAAGAUUGUGGGAGGCUACAAUUGCCCAGUAGGUUCAGUGCCCUACCAGGUGUCCCUGAAUGCUGGGUAUCACUUCUGUGGAGGUUCCCUCAUCAACAACCAAUGGGUUGUGUCAGCUGCUCACUGCUACAAGUCCUAUAUACAGGUGAGGCUGGGAGAGUACAACAUAGAUGUGCAGGAAGACAGUGAAGUGGUCAGGAGUUCUGCAGCAAUCAUUCGCCAUCCUAAGUACAGUUCAAGAAGCCUUGAUAACGACAUUAUGCUGAUCAAGCUGGCAUCCUCGGUGGCCUACAGCGACGACAUUCAAGCCAUAGCUCUGCCCAGCGCCUGUGUUGAGGCGGGCACCGAGUGCCUGAUUUCGGGGUGGGGAAACACAGUGAGCAGUGGCUCCAGUUACCCUGAGAUUGUCCAGUGUCUGCAAGCUCCAGUCCUGAGUGACCAAGCGUGUCAAAAAGCUUACCCGGGCCAGAUCUCCAGCAACAUGGUGUGUGUAGGAUUCCUGGAGGGUGGGAAAGACUCAUGCCAGGGUGACUCGGGUGGCCCAGUUGUGUGCGACGGGGCACUCCAGGGGAUCGUGUCAUGGGGAAUUGGGUGUGCUCUGAAAGGCUACCCCGGCGUCUACACCAAGGUCUGCAAUUAUGUCAGCUGGAUCCAAGAAACCAUUGCAGCCUACUGAUGCAUCGAUGACCACCCGCCUCCUUGGCCACUGCCCUCCUGCCCCAUCGUUCUCCUCUCAAGAAGAUAAUAGCACAAAUAAAAACAUACUUAAGAGCCUUA
Molecule: messenger RNA, 1777 nt
Organism: Dromaius novaehollandiae (emu)
Lineage: Eukaryota; Metazoa; Chordata; Aves; Casuariiformes; Dromaiidae
Product: transmembrane protease serine 9
Exons: 10
Coding region: 57-1676 (539 amino acids)
Biological process (GO): proteolysis
Molecular function (GO): serine-type endopeptidase activity
Source: RefSeq, a predicted model, not a curated record